AUGAGCUGUCGCUGGUCGGGUCAAGACGAGAAAAGAGAAGGCAUGAAAGCUGAUGUCUUCCACCUACUGGGCGAAAAGGCAACUGCAACACUGAAGAAACAAUCCGAAUUCGGACCUCUGUCUGUAUCGGCGCAGCCAAAUCCGAUGCGGCUUUGCCCAGCUUCCAGCGUGGAGCAGGUCUCCUUCUCAAGUCAGGCUGCGCCUCCAAAUCCCCAGGAAUCCCCCAAGCCAAAGUUGGCAGCUGUCGUCACCCACUGUUUUAAUUCUCCUGUCUUUUCCAGAUUGUUCCUUGUCGCCCUUCUGGCCCCCGGAAGCUGGUUUCAGUGGGCUCCUGCAGAUCGGGUUGCUGUGGAGUGCUUGGGUAGCCUUGCCCGGCUCACACUGAAUCCGCGUCAUUUCCAGAACAAAUAUGUCAGCUUUGCUGCUGUUGACAAGUUUGGUCGGUCUUGGCCCAUAAAUCAGACCCUAGCUGCACAGUGUGGAUACACCAUCCUCCAGGACGUUUGGGGCAACCUCGAAUUCCGUGCCUCGUUGAUCAGCUGCUAUGCUCAGAUAGUGGGUGAUGAGCAAUUCAGUCUGACGUUCCAAAUCCUGACAGCCAUGGGUCCAGAGAUGCAUGAUCCAACUGAACUGGUGGUCCCCGUAACAUGUUCAUAUGGCCCAUGGCAGCCACGGGAAAUCGUCUGUGAGGCAAACUACAUGGAAGUUUCUGUGAGAAGGAAAGUACCACCAAUCCCUGAUGGCUUCCUUCAAGAUCAGCCAGAAGACUGGGCAGCUGCCUUCCCAGAGGCCAAAGCAGGACCACCGUCAGUUUGGCAAGUUGUCUUCCACAUGGACACCCAGAAGAAGGCAAUGCGGGUUGAGCAAGCUCAUGCUGUUGGCUAUGGAAUCAACACUACAGAUUCCAGGAUUGUGUUGAGGGCUUCCUACAAUGCAUCAGAAUCUCAGGAGCUGAAGGUCCAUGGUGUCCCCUUCUCUGCAGUGAGGUCCAGUACUUUCUACAAACAGCGUUGGAUGCUCCUGAUGGUGGACACCGCUGUGGCCUGUCCCAUAGAUGGAGUGACGUACACAAGCGAGACCAUCACUUGGACUAUCCCCAAAGGCAUGUCCCCUCUCAUGGUGGGAGUGAGCAGUGUCAAAGAACUACAGGUGGAGAUGGGUAUAAACUUAUCCAAGCUGCCUGCUCGAGACAUCGCCAGUCGAGGAUACUUGCUGGCCAGUGAUCAGGAUGCUAUCACUGUGCAGAUACCCGUUGGUUCCCCGGGUGGUACUUACAAGAGCUAUGUAGUUGCUGGGCAACUUGUAACUUCCUACAAAAUCAACCCCUUUGUAGAGCAUCUCUGGGAAGAUGAGCGGAGAGGCACUACGAAGCACACCAUCCUGAAAGAGAUCAGCACCCCUCCACAGCCUGUGCCAAUCACAGUCACGGAUGGUACCAGCAUCCCUCUCCAGCUGUUUAAUGUCUCUGUUGGGACCUUCCUGCCAGAUGUGGAGUUGGUCAGUGUGAAAGUGGAUAUUUUGGGCCCCUGGUUACUACCAGAGGCUGAAAAGCAGGGCUGUAAGGUAGUUGGAAAUCAGUAUCCCAAUAGCAGCAUGGACUUUGUGCUACAGAUCCCUUUUGGCACACCUGGAGUCAAGAAGCAGUAUGUGUCAGGCACUACCAGAAAUUACACCUUGAAUGUCACAUUUGGAUUCAGUGUGAGCCCCCACGCAGACACCUUUGAAGUCCCAGUCGCUCUUGUUGUCCUAGUCGAGGAUGCAGUGUUACCUCAGGCUACCGGCUCAUGUGAUGAUGAAGCCCUCUACUUGGUGGUGAGACGUGGCAACGUGGGUCAGGACUGGCUGCCCUUCUUGGGGGACACUCUCUUGAGUCAGGAGAUGGCUCAACAGCUUGGAUACAGCAUCCAUGACAAUGGAACCCACCUCGCCCUGAAAGUACCUCGGCAUGCAGCCCACGUGGCUUGUGAGGAAGUAAACUCUUCUGGGAUUGUGGUGAACUUCCAGUUGCUGCUGAAGGACUCCGUCACUCAAGCAGAGAUGAUGGACUUUUCAGUUGCCUGCAGCUUCUCUCCUAAACAUCUCAUUGACUGUUUCCCUAAUGGCACAAUGGUGGUCUCUGCCUUGAAGCUGGUCGGUAUCCCGGACAUGAAGCCCUCCAAUCUGGUGCUGAGAGACAGACGCUGUGGGCCAGCUGUGGUGACAGAGGAAGGAGCUACGUUCAUCUUUAACGUGAGCACAUGUGGAACGACCCGCGAGUUCAAGAAUGCUACCAUGACAUAUGAAAAUGAAGUCCUGUACAUCCCUCCAGGCCAAGCAGCUCCAGUCUAUCAGUUGAAAUGUGCUUGCCAGUACAUGAUCAGCGAUGCCCUAUUGCUUCAGUACAGUCCUGCAGAAGCUCCAUCACCAAGUAUCCGUCCAGGAGUUGGGCCACUAACUCUUGCCUUGAAGCUAGCCAGAGACCAGUCCUACAGGAACUUCUACCAGGAUGCAGAGCACCCAGUUACUCGGUACCUUAGAGAACCCCUCCACUUCCAGGUAGAGCUGCUGAGUAGUCAAGACCCCCAGCUGGAAUUAUUUCUGGAAGACUGCUGGGCCACAGCAUCAUCGGACAGGAACAGUUCUCCACAGUGGAACAUUGUGACAGACAGUUGUGAGAACUCAGAGGACUCCCAUCAGACCGUCUUCCACAGAGUUCCCCAUGGCUCUGUCCCAUUCCCUGCACAUAUGAAGCGAUUUGAAGUUAAAAUGUUCACGUUCGUUGUGGAUGGCCAAGCUCUAGAGGGAAAGGUCUAUUUCCACUGCGGUGCAGUUAUCUGCGAUUCUACGUGGCCAUCAUCUGAUGCCCUUUGUGCUAGGCACUGCAUUCCUAGAAGGCAGAGAGUAGGCCGUAGUAUUGAUUCCCCCAGUGAUCGACAUGGGUAUGUCUCAUCUGGAGCAAUUGUCCUCGGGAGGAGAAACCAUUCUUAAGCAGCUGGCGACAGAAAGAUUUGAUUG
This is a messenger RNA of Sphaerodactylus townsendi, 2994 nucleotides long. RefSeq lists its product as uncharacterized. The record is from RefSeq and is a predicted model, not a curated record. NCBI's taxonomy places the organism in Eukaryota, Metazoa, Chordata, Lepidosauria, Squamata, Sphaerodactylidae. The transcript is spliced from 22 exons. The coding region runs from base 1 to 2967 and encodes 988 amino acids.